AUGGGAAUUCGAGCUAAAACUGAAGUGAGUACAUUGUGCUUUUCAGAUCCUUCAAUUCGAUCAAACAUGAGCCGAGUAAAUUUGAUCACAGCUAGUGAGUUACAGACCAAAGGAACGCAGUUGGGAGCUGGAGCGUUCGGAGUCGUGUAUGCAGGUUUUUGGUUCCCAAAGGGUAAAGGCAAGAUAAAAGUACCGGUCGCAAUCAAACUUGUCAAGGGGACGUGUACUGGAAAAGAGGUGAGUCUGAACGUUUCCAGAAGUUUGCACAUGUGGGUGAUCUUUCCUGCUCAAAGUAGUGUUAAGGAGACCGAAAUGCUGAAUGAAGCGAUGCAAAUGUCCUCCCUUCGCCAUGAACACCUUCUGCGUCUCGUGGGAAUUUGUCUGCACGAAGAAGGAAUUCAACUGGCUAUGAAGUACCUGUACGAGCAUCGUAUCAUUCAUCGCGAUCUUGCUGCCAGAAACGUUUUGGUGAAACGCCACAACCACGUAGAAGUGACCGAUUUUGGCCUCGCAAAACUUCUCGACUACGGUCAGGAAAAAGUGAAAGUCAUGGAAGGAAAGGUCGCAAUAAAAUGGUUAGCAUUGGAAUCGUUGAGAGAUCAGAGCUACACGCAUCGUACUGAUGUCUGGGCAUACGGUGUCACAUGCUGGGAAAUCCUAACCUUUGGACAAUAUGUUAAAUUAGGAUUGCAAUUCUACAGAGCACCGGAUCAAGUAUGCCGACAUUUGGUCGAAUCAAGAAUUUUCCUCAAAGAAGGAAAUCGGCUUUCGCAGCCCAGCAACUGCUCGUCGGAACUCUACCAAGUUUUGCUGCAAUGCUGGAUGGCGAAUCCGGAGUCUCGGCCGACGUUUACAAUGCUCCAUGAUCGAUUCUUAAACUUCUGCCGUAUCCCUCACCUAUACGUUGUGGACCAGACCGCACCGCAGGCGUUUAUCGAAACUGAGUCCCAGAGAGACCUACUGAGAGAAUUGUUGAACGACACAGAGAACGACUUCACCGAUCCGUUGAAUUACUUUGAAACUUGUGAAAAUCCUGACACACCCACGAGCGAUUUCGACGGGGCAUUUGAACCUCGCAAUGUACGAAGACUUCAAUCGACAUCAAGCUCUCAUCGAUACCAGACGGAUCCUAUGCUUCGUCCGAUCACUCGGCCUGCAGAAGUCGGCAUGGACGACGGAAAUUAUUUGAUUCCCAACGCGAAACUGUUGAACGAACAUGCCACCAUGUACACACCAGUCGUGGUGAACGAAAAUGGUGCCACUGAGCUAGUGAAUAGUCAUGACUACUACAAAUGA
Messenger RNA from Ostertagia ostertagi, 1296 nucleotides. The record is from the annotation of a GenBank genome assembly. NCBI's taxonomy places the organism in Eukaryota, Metazoa, Nematoda, Chromadorea, Rhabditida, Trichostrongylidae.